AUGGCCAAUAUGGGUGCUUUCUCAAAUGGAGGCUAUGAUUUAGAGUCCAAGAUCAAGACUGAGAAUGAGCCAGAGGAGGAAUCAUCCCAUAGAGUGAAAAUCGAAACAUUCAGCAGUAUUGAUGAUUACUCCUCUCUUUUUGGGAAGUGGGGCAACAGUGAAAUCCAGAUAAAAAGUGAGGAAAUAAAGCAGGAGAAUGAGGAAGUAAAACAGGAAAGCGAUGAGACAGAAAUUGCCAAACACCAGAAGAUUCAAACUAGAGACAAAAAUUAUAAAAAUAAGAACGAGAAGAAAGCUUCCCCUCAAAAUUCAAACUCUUCUGAAGACCGGGAAAUCCAGGCUAUUCAGAAGGCUUAUAAAUGUAAUUCAUGUGAGUUGAUCUUCCCCGACAACUUAAGACUUACUCAACAUCGGAAGAUCCACACUGGAAAGAGGCCUUUUAAAUGUGAGCAGUGUGGGAAAGCUUUCUUUAAGAUUGCAAAACUUCAUCUACAUCAGAAGAUCCAUUUUGGAGAGAAGCCUCAUAAAUGUAAGGAGUGUGGGAAAGCAUUCACCCAAAAUGCAACCCUUUUAAAACACCAGAGAAUUCAUACUGGAGAGAGGCCAUAUCAAUGUAAUGAGUGUGGGAAAAGCUUUGCUCAGAAGUCAACCCUGUCCAACCACCAGAGAAUCCAUACCGGAGAGAAGCCUUAUAAGUGUGAUGAAUGUGGGCUAACCUUCAGUCACAGAUCAACCCGUAUUAAACACCAGAGGAUUCAUAGUGGAGAGAAGCCUUAUAAAUGUAAUACAUGUGGGAAAACCUUUAUAGAGAGGUCCAACCUUACUCAACAUCAGAAGAUUCAUACUGGAGAGAAGCCUUAUAAGUGUAAUACUUGUGGGAAAGCCUUCAAUCAAAACUCAAGCCUUUUCAACCACCAGAAAGUUCACACCGGAGAGAAGCGUUAUAAAUGUGAGGAGUGUGGGAAAGCCUUUAAUCAGAGCUCCACCCUUAUUUCCCAUCAGAUGAUCCAUACUGGAGAAAAGCCUUAUACUUGUGGUGAAUGUGGGAAAGCUUUUCUUAAAAACUCAAUUCUGAUUAAACAUCAGAGAAUUCAUACUGGAGAGAAGCCUUAUGAAUGUAGUAAAUGUGAAAAAGCCUUCACUCAGAGCUCAACCCUUAUCAAACACCAGCGAGUCCAUACAGAAGAGAAGCCUUACCAGUGCGAUGAGUGUGGGAAAGCUUUCAAUCAAAAAUCUAACCUGGUACGCCAUCAGAGGACACACACUGGGGAGAAGCCUUUUAAAUGCCAUGAAUGUGGGAGAGCCUUUAUGAGAAAGGUCCUGCUGACGGUACACAAAAGGAAGCACGAUGGAGAGAAUGUGGAAAAGUAA
Antechinus flavipes (yellow-footed antechinus) is the source of this 1371-nucleotide messenger RNA. Its product is annotated as zinc finger protein OZF-like. The coding region runs from base 1 to 1371 and encodes 456 amino acids. The record is from RefSeq and is a predicted model, not a curated record. The transcript has 3 exons. Lineage: Eukaryota; Metazoa; Chordata; Mammalia; Dasyuromorphia; Dasyuridae.